Molecule: messenger RNA, 354 nt
Organism: Microsporum canis CBS 113480
Lineage: Eukaryota; Fungi; Ascomycota; Eurotiomycetes; Onygenales; Arthrodermataceae
Exons: 2
Coding region: 1-354 (117 amino acids)
Source: RefSeq, a predicted model, not a curated record
AUGGACACCACAUGCGGUACUAGGUUUUCUACCAGACUCAGGUCCAAACGUUAUACAAAUAAUGGGUACUAUAAAACACUUGGGACAAUGGAAACGGAUGACGAGGAAGAUUCCGAGGAAGAAGACGAUGAAAAUGAUGAUGGUGACGACGACAUGGAAGCUGUUGAGGGAGAACCUAUUCUCACUAUGCAGCAGCUAAUGCAAUAUCUUCAAGUCGAUUCCUAUGAGUUUCUGAACUUUCCGAGAAGUGACAUGGUAAGGCCUUGGUGGGAAGAGCUCUAUGUAACUGGAUCUACCCUCAACAAGUCGCCGCAAAAAUCAGCAACAUAUCUAGCUCGCCGAGGCCUAGCAUGA